Cydia amplana is the source of this 2009-nucleotide messenger RNA. It is a transcript of the gene SCAR, whose product is annotated as actin-binding protein WASF3. Lineage: Eukaryota; Metazoa; Arthropoda; Insecta; Lepidoptera; Tortricidae. Gene Ontology annotation, molecular function: actin binding; protein kinase A regulatory subunit binding; Arp2/3 complex binding. Bases 330 to 1895 code for a protein of 521 amino acids. Gene Ontology annotation, cellular component: cytoskeleton. The record is from RefSeq and is a predicted model, not a curated record. The transcript is spliced from 12 exons. Gene Ontology annotation, biological process: actin cytoskeleton organization; positive regulation of Arp2/3 complex-mediated actin nucleation.
UUAAAGCCUCGCAAGUGUUUUUUUGGAUUUUUUAAAUGUCAGCCAUGUCAGCAAUUGUCAGCUGCGCCGGUGGCAGGUUUUGGAACUACAUAUGUUUUUUUUUUUCGACGCUGCCAUUUUCGUUUUGUGGCACGGCUAGGCGGCGGUUUUAGCGUAAAAAAUUGUUGAAAUAGCUGGCAUUUAUAUAAAAAGUGUUAAGAUCAUUGUGUUUUGUGUUUGUUUGGCGUUGGAUACUUGGAGCGCGAGAGACUUUUGCGCAAAUUGCGCCAAGUAAUUAUUGACUUCCUCGAGUGUGAAGGGUAUGGUAGUCCGGUAGUUCCGCCGCAGCCAUGCCGCUGCCGAAGCGAUGCGUGGAGCCGGUCCACGUGUCGCGCGGCACCGUGCCGGAGCGGCUCGCCGUGCCGUCCGAGCUGGAGGCAGUCACCAACGGCACACUGGCAAAUACUGUGAGACAACUGUCGUCACUAUCGAAGCAUGCGGAGGACAUGUUCGGCGAGCUGACAAGAGAGGCGAGCAACCUCGCGGAGCGCACCAACGUGCUGCAGGCGCGGAUAGACAGGCUCGCCAUCAAGGUCACCCAGCUCGACUCUGGGGUUGAGGAAGUGUCCCUCCAAGACAUUCAAAUGCGCAAGGCCUUCCGCUCCUCGCGGACAUUCCAGCAGCAACUGUUCAGCCGCAACUCGAUGCCGACCGCCAUGUUGGCGACGUACGCGCGCUGCGACCGCCCGCCGCCGCUCGAGCGGCUCAACGAGUUCAGGGACGACGGGAGAGACGCGAGGAAGUUCUACACGGACCCGGAUUACUUCUUCGAACUGUGGAGAAGGGAAAUGCUGCAGGAUACAGAGCGCAUUCAGCACGAUCGCGGGAAGAAGGUGCGGCAGCCCCGCAGCGGCGGCGGCGCGGACGGGCGCGGCGCGCGGCGCGUGAGGCCGCCACACUCCACACGAGAAAGACAAAAGGCGGCAGCGGUGACACGCGGCGAGCACAUCAUGGCGCCGGCGCAGCUGCGGCACUACAACAUCGAGCCGCAGCCGCCGCCGCUGCAGACGCAGCAGUCCAUCCGGCAAGAAUCCGUCUAUGCUACGAGUGUAACGGACGGCGGUUACCGAGUAGGCAUGAACCGCCCGCCUUCGUCUCAGGCGGCGCGACCCAACUCCAUCGAGAUCGAGAACCAUCAGAACCGACAGCCGAGGCUCACAGGAAACGGACACGUGAUGGUGGAUGAGAGCCCUUACGGGUCGGUGGAGCCCAUCUACGGCGGCAGCGGCGCCGGCACGCCGCGCCGCCCGCGGCCGUCCGUGCCGCCGCCCGCGCCGCCCGCCGACACGCCCAACAACCACACGCCGACCAGAUCGACGUUGCCCCCGCCCCCGCCGCCGCCGGAGGGCACGGCGUCGCCGCCCAUGAUGAACGGCGCGUCGCCGCCGCACCGCACCGCGCUCGACGCGCACCUCGACCACAUGCACGCCGUCAUCGGCAUGAUGUCGUCGGAGGAGGUGGGCGCGCUGGCGCCGGCGCCGCUGCCGCCGGCGCCGCCGCUGCCGCCGUCGCCGCCUUGCGCGACGGCGGCGGAGGCGCGGCCGCGGCCGCCGUCGCCGAGCGCGCUGCUGCGCCAGGCCUCCGCGCUCAAGCCGCCGCGCCAGCCCGCCGAGCCCAAGGAGGACCCGCGCUCCGACCUGCUCAAGGCCAUCCGGGACGGCAUCAAGCUGCGCAAGGUGGACAAGCGCGGCGACGAGACGGCGGGCCGCUACGACACGCUGCGCGGGGCGCCCGCCUUCCUCGACGUGGCCUCCAUACUCGCGCGCCGCGUCGCCGUCGAGCUCAGCGACACCAGCUCCGGCGCAGACUCCGACUCCGACGACUCCGACCAGUGGACCACCGAGUCUCGCGCGUGACCCCGGGCUUCGCCACGCCGCGAGCCGCGCCUGCACCGGCCCCUCGACCCGUGCCCCGCCCCGGCGAAGCCCGAACACAAGCUGCCCGCACCCGCACCCGCAUCCGCACCCGCA